Hyalella azteca is the source of this 2583-nucleotide messenger RNA. RefSeq lists its product as uncharacterized. Lineage: Eukaryota; Metazoa; Arthropoda; Malacostraca; Amphipoda; Hyalellidae. The record is from RefSeq and is a predicted model, not a curated record. The transcript has 3 exons. The coding region runs from base 363 to 2102 and encodes 579 amino acids.
UAUGGUGUGGCAAAAAAUGGGGCUUCUCAAUGUUAUAUUUAUGAAGUAAUCUUAUGGGUUGGAAUUGGUGCAUGGGUUACACUUUAAAUUGUAAUGAUCAAAUGGUCUUCAGGGAGACUUUUGCUAAGGUAUAUAUAAUCUCAUAUAUUUUGUUUGCUACUAAAUUUUUGCUUACAUUUCUGAACAGAUUCCAGUAUAGGGGAUUUUUCAAUCAAAAAUAUAAAUUGAAUUACCUUGGCUCUCAUGGCUUUAGAAUAUUCCUGUUGAAAUACUAAUAUCUAGAACUCAAUUAAAUCUUUAUACAUCUUGUGAAGCUUUUUUCUAAAAUUUCAUAACUGCAGGUUAGUUAGUCUGUGCACAAUAUGGCAGCAAGUCCCUGCAGCCUGCAGAGUGGGACAGCAUUUAGAUACCUUGAGGUGAUCACACGAUGCCCGCUAGUGAAGGUCCUCACCUCGCUCUUGUUCACAACUGGUUAUGCCAAAAGCGGCGCAGAGAAGCGGGAGCUAGUGGAAGAUAAAUUCCGGCAGUUGGAGCAGAAGAAGCCUGGCUUGAUUGCCAAAUUAUGGGAUGCUCUCAUUAAGUACUUCUUGAAAGAGAUAGCACCUGCUCGAGGCGCCCGCCAAGUCCUCUGUCGUGAUGCUUUGCUGCGCGCCGAGGUGCCCAAUUCUCCUGGGUGUGAGGCAGUCAUCCAGCUCCUGUUAUCUGACAACGUUUUCGUGAUGCAGUGUGCGCAUGAAAGUUUCAUCUUGAUCUCGGCUCUUGUUAGAAAAUUUCACAACAUCAAGACGCUCAUAUCGUAUGAGUUUUCCCUGAAUUAUCCAUUGCUUGACUUAUGUUUGCCCAUGUUCCCAAAUCUCACUGUUUUGAAGGCUCGUCUCAGCAUGGACGAUAUAGAUAAAACUUUAGAGGUCAUACGCAGGCGAGCACCUAAUCUACAAGUGAUUUCCCUUCCUAAAUUGAGAAUGGCUUAUGUAUCAACAGACUCAGUGUCUCGAUUUUUAUUCAAUGAUGCUCCUUAUAUGGAGAUUGAGAAAAAAUUUGCUCUAGGGGAGAGUGUCAAAGUCUCUUUCAGCAAACUCAGAUACCUGAGUCUUCCUUUCAAAUUGCCAGUACAUCUGGCAAUGAUAAGAAUGACUCUGUUCUGCUACGCUGAUUGCCAUGUAGACUGGCUACCGGAUUACAAAGACCCCGUGCGCGUUAGUGCCUUUGACUCCUUGAUUUGUCCCACCAUCGACUUGGUUCCUUCUCAUGCUCUUCAGAGAUGUGAAUUACGCUUCGAGGAUCUCAGAUUCCCGUACAUUGAAGAGAUCUUUGAGAAGUGGGAAAAUAUCAACUCCUUGAGAUUUUUACUUGGGCAGUCGUGUGUCUCAAUGGACCUUGCUCUUGCUCAAAGAAAACUCGCUUCUAUUUUCAGUUCCAAAUCUAAACUUACAUGCUUUCAGCUGAUGGUCCUCUCCAGCAACGUAGACAGAGGUAUUGAAGCUACUUUGAACGUCUUGAAAAAAAGUGGGCAUAAAAUACGUGAAUUUGUUCUUGUGGAUAACAACUGUUAUCUCACGCAUAAAGACAUCAUUGAUUUUAUUAAUUGUUUCCCUGGUGUGGAGAAAAUGCAUCUCGAGUGCAAACCAACGUCACGUUAUCAUAAAGAGGCAAAAAUUAUUCCCUUGUCGAACCUGACCACCUUCCGUGUCCAUUACAACCCAGACGACACGAGUAGCAAAACCAAGAUUUCAUCCAUGAUUAUCACGGACAUCCUCAAAGAGAGCCCUAAUUUGAUCACCCUCACGAUGCCCUAUGAUGAUUCUUUCAGAAAUAUUUUGCAAAAAGGCAAGAUAAUUCCCAGCCUGAAGAGAAUAAAUUUUUACAUUUAUUCUGCAUUUCUCAAUGAACCCGUUCUUCGCGAGACUUUUGAAUUACUGAAACGAUCAAAUGUGACUGAGCUCUCCGUGCACGCACCUUAUCUUAUGCACCUCGGCAUAUCUGGUCCUCCUAAAGUGUACCGAGACAACAGCAGCGUGUUAGUUGACCUGUCCCUUAUCUGCCACAACCGAGCCUUGGAUGCACGUUACUUCAGCGAUGAGCUGAAGUUACCAUACUGUUAGAUUACCGUUGCUCGUAGUGGUGAAUGCGCAUCCCGAUCUGGCGAGACUGGAGAGAGCUUACGGCGAUCAGCUCAACAUGUUGAUCGCAAUUAAUCAUGUCGGAUUUAAGAAUGGAAUGACUGGUUCUAAUUCUAAUUUGUGGUAUCUUAUCUUAUUCUAAGUAUCUUAUUCUAAUUUACAUUGUAAGCAAACUAUGUUCCAUAGGUGAUUUUGGAUAGUUUACUGCUCAAAUUGUUUCAAGAGAUAUCGUUUGUUCAGUAACGUUAUACGCUCCCGGAUCGUGCCUUUUAGCCACUUCUGACCGUGUCGGCAAUGGCGUUCGUUGCAGAGCCUCGCUUAUUUAACUGAAUGCUUAACUCAUUUAGUAUGUAUCCCUGCUCCUAAUUAUUAUGCCUCUCAAGAGCCCGCUGCAUACUUGGUCUUUUUUUCUUAGCUGUGAUUUUAUAACUUGGAGAUGCUAAAAUAAUAAUUUUAACAAAUA